AUGGAACGAAUUCACAGGGAAACUAUUGAUGAUCAAAACAUCCACUGGAUUGAGCCUUUGGUUUCUUUUGAACAAAGUAAUAUGGAAAAUUCUCAACUUGAUUUUCCAAUCAUUCCUAAGGCUUUUUUGUUUCGUUUCUUUGAGAAGAUUGAGAACGCUCCACUCUCUGACUAUGAUGUUAAUCAUAUGCUCUUCUCUUUCUAUCUUAAAUAUGCCAAGCCUCAAUUCAAGGCAUGGAAUUUACAGAAGAUUGUUGCUUUGAAGGUUUAUGCACGUAUUCCGACUGAAGACUUCAUAAACAUUAGGUUUAAAGGAUUCCCAGGAGCAAGUCGUACCAAAGAUGAAUUCAAUCUGGUAGAUUCACCAUGCAUGAUUCCAUAUGACUGGAUUACACUAUUCUUGAUUGUGUCUAAAGAUGAAAAGACUUAUGAGCCAAUUGUUUCACACCUGAAGAGGAUGCUUAUUUGCUAUAUUCAUGAACCUGCUAAAAUGGAUGUAGAAAUAGGAUAUAUUCUGAAGAAAAGGCCGAUUCUGAAGCAUCAAGAAGAACUGGAGGACCUCCAUAAGCUCAAGCUAGGUAAAAUCAGAAAGGAAAAUUAG
Lactuca saligna is the source of this 600-nucleotide messenger RNA. NCBI's taxonomy places the organism in Eukaryota, Viridiplantae, Streptophyta, Magnoliopsida, Asterales, Asteraceae. The record is from the annotation of a GenBank genome assembly.